AUGCCAUCUUGUCAGUCAGACCUGGCGGUGCCUGGCUGUGGUGGUGCCUGUCUGUGGUGGUGCCUGUCUGUGGUGGUGCCUGUCUGUGGUGGUGCCUGGCUGUGGUGGUGCCUGUCUGUGGUGGUGCCUGGCUGUGGUGGUGCCUAUCUGUGGUGGUGCCUGUCUGUGGUGGUGCCUGUCUGUGGUGGUGCCUGGCUGUGGUGGUGCCUGUCUGUGGUGGUGCCUGGCUGUGGUGGUGCCUGUCUGUGGUGGUGCCUGUCUGUGAUGGUGCCUGUCUGUGGUGGUGCCUGUCUGUGGUGGUGCCUGUCUGUGAUUGUGCCUGGCUGUGGUGGCGCCUGUCUGUGGUGGUGCCUGUCUGUGGUGCAUUGCUCUUCUGCUCUCAUGCCCACACUCCCCUCCCCUUGUAUUGCCAUGGUUUAUGCUCCUCCUCCUCGUCCCCCCAAUCCCAUGGCCACAGGGAAACAGAAAAUUGAUCCUACGUCCCCAACAGGACUUCCUACCACACCUGGCUCUCCAUCUCUGCCGGUCCGCUCCGUCUCUGUCAAACCCUCGCGCCUGCUCGCCAGCUCCCUUUGCUAUGCUCCCCCUGCUGUGUUACCUCUGCUAUGCUCCCUUGCUAUUCUCCCCCAGCUGUGUUACCUCUGCUAUGCUCCCUUGCUAUUCUCCCCCAGCUGUGUUACCUCUGCUAUGCUCCCUUGCUAUUCUCCCCCAGCUGUCUGUGUUACCUCUGCUAUGCUCCCUUGCUAUUCUCCCCCAGCUGUGUUACCUCUGCUAUGCUCCCUUGCUAUGCUCCCCCAGCUGUGUUACCUCUGCCCCGCCCUAUGCUAUGCUCCCUUCCGUUUGCUAUACACCGCCUGCUAUGUUCCCUCUGCUAUUUUCCUUGCUAGAUAA
Closterium sp. Naga37s-1 is the source of this 891-nucleotide messenger RNA. The record is from the annotation of a GenBank genome assembly. Lineage: Eukaryota; Viridiplantae; Streptophyta; Zygnematophyceae; Desmidiales; Closteriaceae.